Messenger RNA from Anthostomella pinea, 1524 nucleotides. Lineage: Eukaryota; Fungi; Ascomycota; Sordariomycetes; Xylariales; Xylariaceae. The record is from the annotation of a GenBank genome assembly.
AUGGGAUCCCGAGCAGGUAAACACCACGGCCGCUACGACGACCCGUAUACCUACGAUGACCCUUACCUCCAUGCCUCGCCCACGAGCAAGGACGCCGAGCCUGCCUACGAGUACGUAGGCACCGACGAGCCCGAAUAUUCCCAUGAUCCCGCACCUCCCCGUCACACAUACUCACCGGACCAUGAGCCUCGACGGCGGCCUAGCCCGACAAGGAGGAUGUCGAGGACGACGAGCCCGCCUCGUCGCUCUAGGCACCACCGCAAACACUAUUCACCACCCCCACGAGACAGCCCUCGAGACAGCCCUCGAGGCGGUGGGAAACGUACCGACUCGAGGCGCCAGAAAUACCAAGAAAAGUAUCAGGACUUUGCUCAAAAGCCGGCUGUUCAACGCACCAAGACAUAUGGCCGUCAAGGGUUGAACCUCAUCGGAGAAGCCGCCGCCGCCUACGCUGCUGCUCAGGCCGGAGGACGUGAAGAACCUAGAGGUCCGCGAGGGCGGUCUCUGGGUCGCGAAGAAGCCUACGGCCGCUACUCCCCCGAACCACCAGAACCACGCCGCAGUCGCCACAGUCGCCGAUACUCGCCGAGCCCCUCCCCGUCCCCCUCACCACCGCGGCGGCACCGCUCAUCCAGGACCGACGACCGGGGGCGUAGCGAUCGCCCCCGCCUGAACGAUCGGUACAAAUCCUACAGCGCUUCUCCGCCACCACGGAGUCGCAAACCAGAUUCAGAAUAUGACCUUGACGACCGUGGGCGCGAGCGUCGGCACAGGCGACCAAAGCCCCGGUCCCCUUCCAUCACCUCGUCGCCAUCACCCCCUCCCCGCUCCAGACGCCGUGGUCGCUCCGGUCCCUCGACCCCAUCGUCCGGCUUCCGAUCAACGUUCAAGAACGAACACGCAAUGCCGGGCGAGGUCGCUGCCGCUCGGUGGCAGAUGGCAGCACGCGCGGCCCUCGAGGCGGGUGGCGUGACCGCAUUCCGGCUGCGGAAGGAGCCCGGGAAGUGGACUGGAGAUAAAGGCGCAAAGGUAGCCACCGCUGCCCUAGGCGCUGCCGCCAUCGACGCCUUCAUCGAUAAAGAUCCGAGACGCUCCAAGUCAUCUGGCCGUGGAAUGAAGGGUAUGGCUGAAAACGCGAUUGGCAGUAUGCUGGCUUCACAACUGAUGGGUUUCAAAGGAUCGACGUCGAGGGUCUACGCAAGCGAGUUGACCGACCCAGCCCGCUCCUUCGACGUGGAUUUGGACACCCGUCGUGGGUUUCGAGCAACUAGGUCCCGGGGAGGGACUUCCAUCUUGACGGGCAACCUGCUCAACGUCGGUGCAGCGUCGCAGCUCUUGCGAAAAAGCGCGGCUGCGCAUUUGGUCCAGCAUCUUGCGCUUGCGGCGUAUGCGGAUGAGCCGUGCAAGUUCCACUUCGGCGACGAGCGAUUGGAGGACGGAGCGGGUAGUGGCCUUGAAAUCGAUGGUGAGGCUGAUAAUGAGGCCUAUCUCGAGUUGGCUGAAGACCUGAUGCAGAGGCCUUAG